GGCUCUGUGGUGCGCUCCUCCAGCCCCUCCCCCUGCCCCUCCUUCCUGGUGGUCCUGUGCUCCAGAAGUCCCUCCGACCCUCAGCUGCUGUCAGACCAACGGAGCCAUGCUGCUGCUGAAGCUGUGCGGCUGGAUCCUGGCCCCCCUGUGGGGCCCUCACCUGUGUUGGGCUUUUGUCUUUGGGCGACCCAAGCGUUCAGGAGAAGAUGGGACUGCAGCCAGGGCAGAGGCACGCUCCGGGGUCCAGUACAUACCAACCUCUGGCUCCUGCAGGAACCGCUGCUUUGAGCUGCUGGAGGCGGAGCCCCCAAACUGUCGCUGUGACAACCUGUGCAGGACAUACAACAGCUGCUGCUCCGACUUCAGCACCCUCUGCCUGCGGACAGAGGGUGGCUAUGAGUGCAGCAAGGAUCGAUGUGGCGAGACCCGAAACGAGCAGCACGCCUGCCACUGCUCCGAUGACUGCCUUGCCAGAGGAGACUGCUGCACCAACUACAAGAAACUCUGCAGAGGAGAAACUCCAUGGCUGCAGGAUGACUGUGAGGAAAUCAAGGCCCCUGAGUGUCCUGCCGGGUUUGUGCGUCCACCGCUCAUCAUCCUAUCGGUGGAUGGCUUUAGAGCUUCCUACGUGAAGAGAGGGAACGCUGUCAUGCCCAACAUUGAAAAACUCCGAACCUGUGGGACCCAUGCCCCCUACAUGAGGCCUGUUUAUCCCACUAAAACCUUCCCCAACCUCUACUCAAUAGCAACUGGUCUGUAUCCAGAGUCUCAUGGCAUCGUUGGGAACUCCAUGUAUGAUCCAAUAUUUGAUGCAACAUUUAACCUGAGGAGCAAAGAGAAACUGAACCAUCGCUGGUGGGGAGGACAGCCGGUAAGUCUCUGCAGAGCUGCAAUGGUUUUCUUUAAUGGUACCCAGUGGUCGCUAUGGAAACCCUUUACUGGGCUGUGCUCUGUUCUGCUAACUGGACCUGAUACUAAAAUCAGAGAGGAACACAUGCUCUGUGUGUCUGUGUACCGUAGGGCCAUUCCUCUGGAGAGGAGGAUCCUGACCCUGCUGCAGUGGCUCCACCUCCCUGAAUCCCACAGGCCCGACGUUUAUGCCAUGCACUCUGAGCAGCCGGACACCUAUGGACACAAAGUGGGCCCAACCAGCACAGAUUUGAACAAUCCUCUGAGGAUGGUCGACCGGAUCGUGGGCCAGCUGAUGGACGGACUCAAACAGAUGAAACUGCACCGGUGUGUCAACAUCAUCCUGGUGGGAGACCACGGUAUGGAAGAGGCUCACUGCGAGCGAACAGAGUUCCUUAGUAACUACCUGAGCACAGUGGAAGACAUUAUCCUGAUACCCGGCUCUCUUGGCAGAAUCCGCUCCAGAUUUCCCAGCAGCCUCAGAUAUGAUCCCAGGGCUGUAGUUGCCAAUCUAACGUGUCGGAGGCCAGAGCAGCACUUUAAGCCAUACCUGAAACAGCAUCUGCCCAAAAGACUGCACUACGCCAACAAUCGGCGGAUUGAGGACAUUCACCUGCUGGUAGACAGGAAGUGGCAUAUAGCCAGGAAGGUCCCUGAGGGGAGGAGGCCCUGCGGCUUCUCAGGGGACCAUGGAUACGACAAUAAGAUCAACAGUAUGCAGACUAUUUUCCUGGGCUACGGACCCAACUUUAAAUUCAAGACCAAAGUUCCUGCCUUUGAAAACAUUGAGCUUUAUAAUGUCAUGUGUGAUCUCCUGGGUCUGAAACCGGCUCCUAACAACGGAACCCAUGGGAGUCUGAACCACCUGCUGAGAAACCCCCCCUUUAGGCCCACCGUGCCAGGGGAGGUGUCCCGGCCGUCCGCCUCCAAUCUGGUUCCCCUGGUGACCGAUGACCUGGGCUGCAGUUGUGAUGAAAAGAACAAAGUGGAGGAGCUAAACCGGCGAUUGAGGCAAGCAAUUGAUGACAGCAGGAACCUGCCCCAUGGACGCCCUGCUGUCCUCUUCAGGGCCAAAUACAGCGUCCUCCAUCACAGCGACUACAUCAGCGGAUACAGCGAGACUCUCCUCAUGCCGCUCUGGACGUCCUACACUGUCAGCAUACAGGUAGAGUCGUCUCCUCUGCCUGAAGCUCUGACCAACUGCCUCAGGCCGGACGCCCGAGUCCCGCCCGCCUCCAGCCAGUCCUGCUCCACAUACAGAGCAGAGAGACACGUGACGUACGCGUUCCUCUACCCGCCACAACUGUCCUCAACGCUGGAGAAGAAGCAGGAAGCUGUCCUCGUCACCAACACUGCGCCCAUGUAUCCUGCCUUUAAGAGGAUAUGGACCUACAUCCAGAGGGCACUGGUGAAAAAAUACGCCACAGAGAGAAACGGAGUCAACGUUCUGGUUGGACCGAUAUUUGACCACAACUAUGAUGGCGUCAGAGACUCGGCGGAGACCAUCAGAGACUGGUCCAGUGGAACCAUCGCCGUCCCAUCCCAUUACUUCCUGGUUCUGACCAGCUGCCUGGACUUCUCCCAGCCAGCAGAGUCCUGCAGCGGCCCGCUGAGCAGCGCCGCCUUCAUCCUGCCUCACAGACCGAGUAACGAGGAGACCUGCAACAGCUCUGAGGACGAGUCCCGCUGGGUGGAGGACCUGAUGAAGAUGCACACGGCUCGGGUCAGAGAUGUGGAGCUGCUCACAGGACUGGACCUGUACCGAAGAACCGGCCGCAGCUACGCCGAGAUCCUCUCCUUAAAAACAUACAUGCACACGUAUGAGAGCGAGAUCUGACCUCUGACCUCUGCUGCUGUGGGGAACGGAUGUGGAACCAGGAGGUCCUCUGUGGACCAGCUGCGCUGCUUUCAUCUCCAUCCGGUUUCAUCCAGUUCACUGAGCCUCCUGCUGGGAUGAAGAACUAAAUCCUUCAUCUGCCUGCUUCAUGCGGUCUGACUGGUUCUAUCUGAGGGAUUUUUCAGCCUGACAGGAAAUCAGCUUUUUAUGUUUCUGGUUCCUCUAAUGGGAUCAGUGGAGGGUCACUGAUUUAACAAGAGGCGUGAUUACUUUUCCACAGAUUGGUUUGGAUGCUUCAUUAAUGAAAUUAUUAAUUAACAGUGUUUUUACUCAGCCUGUAUCCGUCUGGAUAUUAGCGUCAGUGGGACAAAACAUCCAUGAUGCAAAAACAUAAAAAACCAGAAAGAAAAAUUCUGCAAUUAAAAAACUGAUCAAAAACAAAAAGAAAAGAUUAAAAGUUUGUUCAGCAGCAGAACGUCUGCAGCAG
Molecule: messenger RNA, 3233 nt
Organism: Cyprinodon variegatus (sheepshead minnow)
Lineage: Eukaryota; Metazoa; Chordata; Actinopteri; Cyprinodontiformes; Cyprinodontidae
Gene: enpp2
Product: ectonucleotide pyrophosphatase/phosphodiesterase 2
Exons: 25
Coding region: 107-2746 (879 amino acids)
Biological process (GO): phosphatidylcholine catabolic process; immune response
Molecular function (GO): polysaccharide binding; zinc ion binding; scavenger receptor activity
Source: RefSeq, a predicted model, not a curated record